AUGUAUGUUGCUAUUCAAGCUGUACUUUCACUAUAUGCAAGUGGUCGUAUAACUGGUAUCGUACUUGAUUCAGGUGAUGAUAUUUCACAUACAGUACCAGUUUAUGAAGGUUAUGCAUUACCACAUGCUGUAAUCCGUCUUGAUUUAGCUGGAAGAGAUUUAACAGAUUAUCUAAUGAAAAUUUUAACUGAACGUGGUUAUUCAUUUGUAACAACAGCUGACCGUGACAUAGUACGUGAUAUAAAAGAAAAAUUAUGUUAUGUUGCAUUAGAUUUUGAACAAGAAAUGGCUACAGCUGCAUCAUCAGCAUUAUUAGAAAAGAGUUAUGAAUUACCUGAUGGACAAAUUAUUACUAUUGGUAAUGAACGAUUUCGUUGUCCUGAACCUUUAUUUCAACCGAGUUUUCUUGGAAUCCAAGCACCCGAGAUAGGCAUCCAUGAAACAAUAUAUAAUUCAAUUAUGAAAUGCAAUAUUGAUAUUCGUAGAGAUUUAUAUUCUAAUAUUAUUCUUUCUGGAGGCAGCACAAUGUAUCCAGGUAUAGCUGAUCGUAUACAAAAAGAAAUAACAUCAUGGGCACCAUCAACAAUAAAAAUCAAAAUAAUAGCACCACCUGAAAGAAAAUAUUCUGUAUGGAUUGGUGGUUCUAUAUUAGCAUCAUUAUCAACAUUUCAACAGAUGUGGAUUUCAAAACAGGAAUAUGAUGAAUCAGGUCCAUCAAUAGUUCAUCGAAAAUGUUUCUA
This is a messenger RNA of Rotaria sp. Silwood1, 740 nucleotides long. Lineage: Eukaryota; Metazoa; Rotifera; Eurotatoria; Philodinida; Philodinidae. The record is from the annotation of a GenBank genome assembly.